UAGUCUGUAUUGUUCAAGUUGGUUAUCAUAUUGCACAUCACAAACAUUGCAUCGCUUUCGAACCUUUCGAGGGAAUAAACUUGCUAGAUAAAUGUUAAACUAGAAUAUAUUUAAUAAUUGUACAUUUGAUAGUGAAGUAUAGCAAUGACUCCCCCAAUGGAACGAAUACAAACUUUGGAAGCCAUCGAGAAGGAUAUUAUCGUGUGUUUACAGAGUGCGGGACAGGCAUUCAUGGAACUCAGCAAGGAAAAAUCAAGUUUAAAGCAAGCAGAGGGACAAACAAAUCAGUUCAUCAAAACUUUGGGCCAUGUAGAAUCUAAAUUGAGUGAACAGAUAAACUAUUUAACUCAAGUUUCAACAGGACAACCACAUGAGGGAUCUGGUUACGCCAGUCAAAAAGUAUUGCAAAUGGCAUGGCACCGGUUGGAACAUGCACGUAGUAGGGUCAAUGAACUUGAACGUAUUAAAAACAAACAUCUACAUGGAAGAUCAACCGUCAGACCAAUGCAGCCACAGAUAGCCGCAUCAACUACACUAAUCCAGACAAAUUCAGCAAAUCAAUGAACCUUGUGAUCAACCCUUUUUAGGGUUGAUCAAAGACUUUUCAAUUAACUCUUAUUUAACCUAUUAAAAUAAUAAGUCAAUCGUUUUAAGCUGCCAUUUAAUUAUUCUCCAAACAUUCGGUGGGCUUUUGGAUAGUGCAAAUGCGGAAGAAAACCUUCUAUUGCAGCCAAUAAAAUGCAUUAUGUGCAAAGAUUAUCGUCAAGCUCCACUUAUUUGCAAAAUUAAUGACAUCGUUGCCAAUGUAUUUGGGAGGGCGAUUUUAGGGAAAUAUACUAAAUUCUUACUGUACAAGAAACUUUUGACAAUGAACAAUGAAAACCAUAUCUUGGCAAAAUAUUACACUUUUCCGAUCGAUUCAAAUUGAUAGUAAAAUUGGAGACGGAGAAUUAGAUGUUACCGAAACCGAAGAAAUCAAACCAAUUCUCACACCGUUCUAUACAGAAUAAGUGAUUCUGACUCAUGGGCGUUAUAAUCCUCGUCUCCGACUCGGACCAUAAAGUCGCAUUCGUCAGAUUCCCUUUUUCCGUCCUAGGCGUGAAAUAUACUAUUUCAUUAACGAGGGUGGAAUUUUUCCCCACUUUUCCAUUUAGCACUAGAAGUCUUAUAAUUGAAAUUCGCUUUUAGUUACUUGGAGGCUGUCUAUGCAUGGUCUAAAUCAAUUCUCGCUUUGAUUUAAAGUCAAUCGAGAUGCGAAUUUGUGAAUGAUAAAUAUUAUACUCUGGAGUGAAUUCAUUGAUGUAGUUUAUUCAAUUCUGUGUACAAUUGGGAUAACAAAUUGUUGUCUGUUGUCUAGUUGUCUACGUUACUCUUGUAUCUCAUUGUAAAUGCAAAUUUUCGUAUAAUUUUCCAA
This is a messenger RNA of Fopius arisanus, 1414 nucleotides long. It is a transcript of the gene MED11, whose product is annotated as mediator complex subunit 11. Bases 145 to 564 code for a protein of 139 amino acids. Gene Ontology annotation, biological process: regulation of transcription by RNA polymerase II. Gene Ontology annotation, molecular function: transcription coregulator activity. Gene Ontology annotation, cellular component: mediator complex. The transcript has 3 exons. NCBI's taxonomy places the organism in Eukaryota, Metazoa, Arthropoda, Insecta, Hymenoptera, Braconidae. The record is from RefSeq and is a predicted model, not a curated record.